This is a messenger RNA of Spea bombifrons (plains spadefoot toad), 2377 nucleotides long. It is a transcript of the gene GRAMD4, whose product is annotated as GRAM domain containing 4. The record is from RefSeq and is a predicted model, not a curated record. Gene Ontology annotation, biological process: negative regulation of toll-like receptor 9 signaling pathway; apoptotic process. Lineage: Eukaryota; Metazoa; Chordata; Amphibia; Anura; Pelobatidae. The transcript has 20 exons. The coding region runs from base 158 to 1993 and encodes 611 amino acids.
GCGGUGGUAGUGGGGGGAGCAGGGAACGGAGGGGGGCACUGAAGGCGGCUCAUCUCUGUGCGAGGCGGGGGCCGAGGGACUGGAGCAUUGUGCCUCAUCCGCUGACACUUUACUGCCGGAUUGCAUAGGGGUGAGCAGGGCUAGAGCAGGGGCUUGGAUGAAAGUUUGCUCGGAUUUCAGUGCACGGGAGAUCCACAGUCAUGUUAAAGUAAAACCGAAAGGCGCCGUGCUGAACAUGCUAAGGAGACUGGACAAGAUAAGGUUCAGAGGUCAGAAGCGAGAUGAGUUUCCAGAUUUAGCGGAGUCUCCAAAUGCUUCGGAUACUGAAUGUGGAGAAGAAAUCCCACUGAAGAUACCUCGAACUUCGGUCAAAGACAAUGAGGAGCUAAAGGACCCUGCUGGUUCGGGGACCAUUGUCAUGGCUUCUGGAGUAGUAUCGGAAUUUAACCGCACAGAGUCUGACCGGCUAAAUGAAGUCAAAGGGCAUCUGGAAAUCGCCUUACUGGAAAAACACUUCCUUCAGGAAGAGCUCAGGAAGCUGCGAGAAGAGACGAGCAUCGAAACAUUAAAGCAAGAGUUGGAAAAAGAGCGGCAGAAAAGAAUAGAACUGGAACAAAAAAUCUGUGAAGCCAUCAAAACUAGGCCUGAUGAAUCUACCGCUCAACAGCCUUCCAAAGGGCAGACACAGACCAAUGGAGCAGAAAAACCUCAAAAGAAAACUGUGUGUGCAAGAGUCCAAAAAUGGUUUUAUGAGAAGUUUGGGGAGUACAUUGAAGAUUUCCGGUUUCAGCCAGAAGAGAGUACUGUGGAAACGGAGGAGCCGCUAAGUGCUAGAAGGCUGACUGAAAAUAUGAGAAGAUUAAAGAGAGGUGCCAAACCUGUCACGAAUUUUGUGAAGAACCUUUCUGCCUUAUCAGACUGGCAUUCUGUCUAUACGUCUGCUAUUGCCUUUAUUAUUUACAUGAAUGCUGUGUGGCAUGGCUGGGCCAUUCCCAUGUUUUUAUUUUUAGCUAUUUUGAGGUUGUCCCUUAAUUACCUCAUUGCCAGGGGUUGGAGGAUACAGUGGAGCAUUGUGCCUCAAGUUUCAGAAACAAUAGAACUUCCAAAAGAAGAUCUCACGGUGUCUGAAAAGUUUCAGUUGGUUCUAGAUGUAGCACAAAAAGCACAGAACUUGUUUGGCAAGAUGGCAGACAUACUGGAAAAAAUUAAGAAUUUGUUUAUGUGGGUCCAGCCAGAAAUCACCCAAAAACUAUAUAUUUGCCUGUGGGCAGCCUUUGUAGCAUCCUGCUUCUUUCCCUACAAAUUGAUUGGGCUUUGCAUAGGACUUUAUGCUGGCAUUAAGUUUUUUCUCAUCGACUUCAUCUUCAAACGUUGUCCAAGACUACGAGACAAGUACGACACCCCUUAUAUAAUCUGGAAAAACCUCCCGACUGACCCCCAACUUAAAGAGAGGACAAACGCUACUGUAUCCAGACGGCUGUCAGGGCAUGACAAGCUUCAGACUGUAUCCUCGAGAAGUAGUGUAGCGAGUGGAGCCCCACAAGGGGUCAGCAGAGACGACGAAGGAGGACGCUUCCAUAACACAAAAAAGAAUAGUUUUCAUGAAGUCUUCAAUUUAGCUGAAACCGAGCGCCCGCUGCCAGUGUGUGACACUGGUUGGCGCUGCUGCUUGAUUAACAGAGACAGGAAGAUGCCCACUGACUACAUUAGAAACGGUGUAUUGUACGUCACAGAAAACUUUUUAUGCUUUGAGAGUUCAAAAUCUGGUUCAUCUAAAAGGAAUAAAGUGAUAAGAUUGACAGAUAUAACGGACAUUCAGAAGUAUAAAGUGCUGUCUGUAUUGCCAGGCUCUGGGAUGGGCAUUGCGGUAUCAACACCUUCUACGCAAAAGCCACUCAUUUUUGGUGCCAUGGUACACAGAGAUGAAGCGUUUGAAACCAUCUUUAGCCAGUAUGUCAAAAUAACUUCGGCAGUUACGAACAGCGACACUUAGAACAAUUCUGCAUUCCUCAUCCUGGCUUUAUGAUGUUCAUUUUGCCUUGCACCUCUUUAGUGUAUUUUGCAAUAAUUUUACUGAAUAGAGGGUUAUCUUUCUGUUACAUGAAAUAAGUGUUUUUUUUUAUGUGUUCAUCCAGAUUUAUUUCAAAAUAGCAGUCCUCCUAUAUAUAUUUUUAUAAUCUUGAAACAAAAUUUGUCCUCAUGAGCACAGCUGUGUCCCUUUUGAAAAUAUUUUAAAAGUAUUUUAGUAUACACAUGUUGAAAGUCAUAACAGGCAUUGUGUUCUAAGCAGGAUAUCUUUACCUGGCGUCUUUAUUAAAGGUCAGCUUGGCUCCAUGUUAGGCUAUGCAGACAGGUAGAUAAUUUCUACGAGCCUGUG